Asterias rubens (European starfish) is the source of this 802-nucleotide messenger RNA. RefSeq names its product 60S ribosomal protein L12-like. Gene Ontology annotation, cellular component: ribosome; cytosolic large ribosomal subunit. Gene Ontology annotation, molecular function: structural constituent of ribosome; large ribosomal subunit rRNA binding. Gene Ontology annotation, biological process: translation. The record is from RefSeq and is a predicted model, not a curated record. Lineage: Eukaryota; Metazoa; Echinodermata; Asteroidea; Forcipulatida; Asteriidae. The transcript has 5 exons. The coding region runs from base 126 to 623 and encodes 165 amino acids.
UUCAGUCUCUUUACUCCAUCAUUUUUGCGGUGCGAGUGCAACUUUUCGGUCGUGUCCAGAAUCGGGCUCAUCCGACACUUUCACUGUAAAUUUUCUUCUUUUUCAGAAGCUAAACAUCAAGCAAGAUGCCUCCCAAGUUCGAUCCCAAUGAAAUUAAAGUCGUGUGCCUCAGAGCUGUCGGAGGUGAGGUAGGAGCCACAUCGUCCCUUGCCCCCAAAGUCGGUCCUCUCGGCCUGUCCCCGAAGAAAGUCGGUGAUGACAUCGCCAAGGCCACGCAGGACUGGAAGGGUCUGAAGAUCACCGUUCAGCUGACGAUCCAGAACCGUCAGGCUAAGGUAUCCGUGGUGCCCUCCGCCUCCUCUCUGGUCAUCAAGGCCUUGAAGGAGCCGCCACGUGACCGCAAGAAGGUCAAGAACAUCAAACAUGACGGCAACAUCUCCUUCGACGAGAUCUUGAAGAUCGCUCGCAUCAUGAGGGAGCGCUCCAUGGCCCGUGAGUUCGUGGGCACAGUCAAGGAAAUCCUAGGCACAGCCCAGUCCGUUGGCUGCACCGUUGACAGCAUGCACCCCCAUGACGUCAUCGACAAGAUCAAUGCUGAAGAGAUCGAAGUGCCAGAGGAAUAACUUGUUUGCAACAACAGUACUGGAUUGGUAGCUUGGGCCUAGCCCUGACACAACGACCUAACAACUAGAUCUCAUUGGAUUGGAUCAUAACAAGGGUUAAACCAGGCUAGACGAACAUGUAUUGAAACAAAAAUGUGAAGAAUAAAAUAACAUACAAUACAAAAAAAAGAGAACAGAAA